GCUGAAAUAGUCUUAGUCGGAAUCUUCACUUUCGUCGGAAGUCCUCGCAUCCGUCAUCAGUCUCAGCCGGUCGGUGAUAUGGAUAACCAUGGCCUACCGUCUCGUUUAUUUGCUGAUCGGGAAGAACCUGCUGGUGAUAGGGUCAAUCAGUAUUUCAAGCUUAAUACGAUUCGGGUUGUGUUGAGGGCUCUUCAGCCUGAAGAACUUGAACAAAUCCGUCCGGUCUUUGGGAAACUGCUUGAAAUGUACGCUAAACCUGUCUUUUCUGGCAAACUGACUCAUUUUUUGCUGACGCGGCAGUUGGAUGUGGUCAGACGGCACGAGAUCUGGGUUGUUUUUGCUGGGAAGCCGUUUAGGUUUUCCCUGAGGGAGUUCGGGAUUGUUACUGGUCUAAACUGUAGGCCUCUGCCGCCGCUUGAUCAGUCUUUGGUCAAGUGUCCGCCUGGUGUUACGCCUUACUGGUUCACGCUAUUUGGAGGCGAGGAGUUUGUCACCGCCGAGAUGUUACAGGCGAAGCUGCGGAGGCCGCGUGCGCUGACCAGUGAGUUAAGGGUUAAGUACGCAUGUCUUCUGCUUGUGGAUGGUCUUUUAUGCCGCCGGUCGUUUAACAUGAAAAUUCCAAAAGAACAUGUGGAGAUGAUUCGCAGCCUGGAUGUUUUUUUGAACUAUCCCUGGGGUCGCUACAGCUUUGACAUGACAAUGCAAUGCAUUAAGUCCAGGGCGGUUAAUCAAUUGGCGCAGGCGACUGUCGCCAUCCAAGGUUUUAUCCAUGCUCUACAGCUUGUUUUCGUCGAGGCUGUUCCAGAGGUCCUAGAUGCCGUUGGUGACGCGACGGAUCCUGAGUCUGGUGGUGAAGAAUUGUUUCCUGUAAUUUCGUUGAAGCUGGAUAAAGUCUGGGAUUUAGAUGUUCAAGAGGAGGUCCAAGUGCUGCCAAUUAUUCCUGCCAAUGAGGAAGGUGAUGCUGUUGAUGAGGGUCUUGCGGAUUGCAGUUGGUCGGAUGAAGUUGGCGACCCCAGUGUUGAAUUCAUGCUUCGACAGUUGGAGGAUGGGGUUGUGUUUAAGCGUGACAUGUUUGUAGGUGGUUUUAGAGGUCUCGCAGCUCCUGCACAGCCUCCUGCUCGUGUUGUCAAGAAAGGGAAACGCAAAUGUAUUGCCAAGUUGUUGCCUACAGAGAUGUCCAAUGGAGAGGCUUCUUCAUCUAAGAAACUGAAGAUGCGGUCACAGCGUACCAAGCUUGCCUGUGGUGACCCAAAUUCUAAGUUGCUUGCUGCUGUGUCCUCGCAAAUCCGAGCUGGUCUGAAAGAAUCUCAAUCUACUGUUUACGCUAACCUCUGUAUUGAUAUCAAAGAGAUGGAGUUGCGCCUCCAGCAAAGUUUCAAACAAAACGUUUUUUCUGUGGUGUCUGAAUACCUAGCUGCGAAAGACACUGUCAACACUGUAAUAGGCGAUGUUGGGUCUGGAGGAGGGCUUCCUGAGAACCAUAUAAACCAGGCCCCGGUUCAACCUCAACCUUUGGUUUCUGACCCUUACCCACCAAAGGCUUCUACUCCAACACUCCAAGGUGAAAAUGGCAGUUCGACUGCGGCUGAAAUUGCGGAUAAGUCAUCCGGUAGUGAUACUGUUGUGGAAUUCUCUGAACAACUCCCUGAUUCUGCUGCUGAGGCUGACUCUUCUUCUGAUAAGUUCAAACUGUUAAUCUCGCAUCUGGUCCCGACUAUGGAAUUCUCGGUUGGCGAAGGAUUAGUCCUUAAAGACAAAGAUGUUCUUAACAUACCCAUCAUUAUUCCACCAGACUCCCCCCAGGUCAUGGAUUCUUGUGUUCUUGUCAUGCGAGACUCUCUCUUCAACAAUGUUGAUCCUGCCUCUGACCCUAGAGCCGAGUUCAUGCGGUCUAACUUCCCUGGCUCCUUGGCUGUUGUCUAUUCUAAGUUUAAGAAGACUUCUCGGAAAGAAUUGUUUGAUUUUGAUCCUGAAGUUCUGGAUGCGGUCAUUGAUAGGUCUAAGCUUAAUGGUCGGGAGUGGAUCACUCACAUUGAUUGCUUGUACUUCCCGUUUAACAUCGACAAGAAUCGAUGGAUUGCUGUCAUGGUCAACUUGCGUAAUCAUGUCCUCACAGUCUUUGAUCCCAAUGCUGAUGCUUGCCGUGGUUCUCGAUUGAAGCCCCAGCUCGAUUUUAUCUGCGAGAUGUUUCCAUACUUCGUGCGUAAAGUCGGUCUCAAUGAUUUGAUGUCAUCGUUUUCAUUGGAGCCUUUGGCAUUCAACCGCGAUACCUCUGUUGUCCAAGCUUCUGUUCGUUCUAAUACUGGGAUCUUAUCUCUUCUGUUUAUAGAGGCGCAUGCCCUUGGUGGGUUGGAGAAGGUGUACCAGGUCAACGAGUCUGCUAUCCGUCCACGGGCUGAAGCCUUGGCGGUUGAGCUUUAUGAGCACUGCUGCGGUGAGCUUGGUGCUGACUAAGAGGCCGUAUCUUCUGCCUAUUUCUUCGCUUUUUAGCUUGAACUAUGUUUGUUAUCAUCGCUGUGUCCUUUUGAACAUUUCCCUUCGUCGCGUUGUUUUUUGGUUUUGCUGCUACUUAGUUUCAAUGUUGCGGAUGCUAUCCAUGUA
Arabidopsis arenosa is the source of this 2601-nucleotide messenger RNA. Lineage: Eukaryota; Viridiplantae; Streptophyta; Magnoliopsida; Brassicales; Brassicaceae. The record is from the annotation of a GenBank genome assembly.